AUGGCAGAAAAAACAAUGUGUAUGUCCACACAAACUCCUGAUGAGGAAGACACACAAAAAGAAGAAAAUAUACGUUGCUUAAAUCUGCUUGGGCAUUUUGGUUUUGAUUGUUUGCCACAUCAGUUGGUGAACAGAUCCAUUCAACAAGGAUUCUCUUUUAAUAUUCUCUGUGUGGGGGAAACUGGAAUUGGAAAAUCAACACUGAUUGACACAUUGUUUAAUACUAAUUUUAAAGACAACAAAUCCUCACAUUUCAAUUCAAAUGUUGGACUUAAAAUUCAGACAUAUGAACUCCUGGAAAGCAACAUUCAAUUGAAAUUGACUGUUGUGAAAACAGUGGGAUAUGGUGAUCAACUAAACAAAGAAGCCAGCUACCGACCCAUAGUUGACUACAUAGAUGCUCAGUUUGAGGCCUAUCUCCAAGAAGAACUGAAGAUUAAACGUUCUUUCUUUGAGUACUAUGAUUCUCGCAUCCAUGUGUGCCUCUACUUCAUUUCACCCACAGGACACUCCCUGAAGUCACUUGAUCUAUUAACCUUGAAGAGCAUUGACAGUAAGGUCAACAUUAUACCACUGAUUGCCAAGGCAGAUACAGUUUCUAAAAAUGAUUUGCAGACUUUUAAGAAUAAAAUAAUGAAUGAAUUGAUCAGCAAUGGCAUCCAAAUAUACCAGUUCCCAACUGAUGAUGAAACUACUGCUCAGGUGAACUCCUCAAUGAAUGGGCUUUUACCUUUUGCUGUGGUAGGGAGUAUGGAUGAAGUAAAAGUUGGAAAAAGGAUGGUCAGAGGCCGCCAGUACCCUUGGGGAGUUUUACAAGUGGAAAAUGAAAAUCACUGUGACUUUGUUAAGCUCCGGGACAUGCUUCUUUGUACAAAUAUGGAAGACUUGAAAGAACAGACCCACACUCUACACUAUGAACAUUACAGGUGCUAUAAACUGCAUAAAAUGGGCUUCACAGAUGUGGGUCCAGACAACCAGCCUGUCAGUUUUCAAGAGAUUUAUGAAGCCAAAAGACAAGAGUUCUUUGAUCAAUGCCAGAAGGAGGAAGAAGAGUUGAAACAGAGGUUUAUGCAGCGAGUAAAGGAGAAAGAAACUGCAUUUAAAGAAGCUGAAAAAGAGCUACAGGACAAGUUUGAGCACCUUAAAAGAGUCCAACAAGAGGAGAUAGUGAAGCUUGAAGAAGAGAGAAGACAAUUAGAAGAAGAGAUCAUAGAUUUUUAUAAAAUGAAGACUGCCUCUGAAAUGCUGCCAGCAUCAGUGUACAUGACCACAAAGAAGGACAAAGAUCGUAAGAAAUAG
Messenger RNA from Choloepus didactylus (southern two-toed sloth), 1299 nucleotides. It is a transcript of the gene SEPTIN14, whose product is annotated as septin 14. The transcript has 9 exons. Gene Ontology annotation, molecular function: GTPase activity; molecular adaptor activity; GTP binding. The coding region runs from base 1 to 1299 and encodes 432 amino acids. NCBI's taxonomy places the organism in Eukaryota, Metazoa, Chordata, Mammalia, Pilosa, Megalonychidae. The record is from RefSeq and is a predicted model, not a curated record. Gene Ontology annotation, cellular component: cell division site; septin complex; microtubule cytoskeleton. Gene Ontology annotation, biological process: cytoskeleton-dependent cytokinesis.